AUGGAAAGUGCUCACCAGCAAAGGAACCACUCAGCCCGCAUACUCUUACUCACCUUCGCUUGUCACAUCCUCUUUUCCCACCCUACCCUUCCCUUCCAAGGUGUCAAGGUGAGUGCAUCGGAGCGAACAACAACGUAUGGAGUGCUCACCAGCAAGGGAACCACGUGCCUGACCACACUCUCCCCUGCCCUUCCAAUGUUGGGUGGUGAGUGCAUCGCUGCUCACAGCAACGUGAGGAGUGCUCACCAGCAAAGGGACCUCCCUUCUAGAACACUCUUACUCGCCUUCGCCACUCACAUCCUCUUUUCUCUCCCUCCCCUUCCCUUCCAAGGCGCCGUGGUGACGGCAUCGGGCGAACAGCAUUGUGUGGAGUGCACGCCAGCAAAGGAACCACCCUGUCACCACACUCUUACGCACAUUCGCAGGUCACAUCCUCGCGGGCCUCCCUCUCCUUCCCUCCCAUGGUUGGGUGGUGAGUGCAUCGCUGCUCUCAGUAGCGUGUGGAGUGCUCACUAG
Messenger RNA from Closterium sp. Yama58-4, 516 nucleotides. Lineage: Eukaryota; Viridiplantae; Streptophyta; Zygnematophyceae; Desmidiales; Closteriaceae. The record is from the annotation of a GenBank genome assembly.